This is a messenger RNA of Diospyros lotus (date-plum), 2067 nucleotides long. RefSeq names its product cytochrome P450 86A8-like. Gene Ontology annotation, molecular function: heme binding; oxidoreductase activity, acting on paired donors, with incorporation or reduction of molecular oxygen; iron ion binding. Bases 2 to 1627 code for a protein of 541 amino acids. Lineage: Eukaryota; Viridiplantae; Streptophyta; Magnoliopsida; Ericales; Ebenaceae. The record is from RefSeq and is a predicted model, not a curated record. The transcript has a single exon.
GAUGGAUGUGUCGAUUGCCCUGCUGCUGUUCAUGGCCGUCACGGCCUAUCUGCUCUGGUUCACCUUCAUCUCCCGGACGCUGAAGGGCCCCCGUGUCUGGCCCCUAUUGGGCAGCCUGCCAGGCCUCAUCGAGAACGGCGACCGGAUGCACGAGUGGAUCGCCGACAACCUCCGCGCCUGCGCCGGCACCUACCAGACAUGCAUUUGCGCGCUCCCGCUCCUGGCCCGGAAGCAGGGCCACGUGACCGUCACGUGCGACCCGAGGAACCUAGAGCACAUCCUCAAGACCCGGUUCGACAACUACCCGAAAGGCCCGACUUGGCAAGCCGUGUUCCACGAUCUGCUAGGCCAGGGGAUCUUCAAUUCGGACGGCGACACCUGGCUCUUCCAGCGGAAGACGGCUGCGCUCGAGUUCACCACCCGGACGCUGCGCCAGGCCAUGGCUCGCUGGGUCAACCGGGCCAUCAAGCUCAGGUUUUGCCCGAUUCUCGAGCGGGCUCGGGUCGAAGCCCGGCCGGUUGAUCUCCAGGACCUCUUGCUCCGGCUCACUUUCGACAACAUAUGCGGCUUGGCUUUCGGGAAGGACCCGCAGACCCUCGCGCCGGGGCUGCCCGACAACAGCUUCGCGGCGGCUUUUGACCGAGCCACCGAAGCCUCGCUGCAGCGGUUUAUAUUGCCCGAAGUCCUGUGGAAGCUCAAGAAAUCGCUCGGCCUAGGGCUGGAGGUCAGCCUGAGCCGGAGCCUUGUCCACGUGGACGAGUACUUAUCCAGCAUCAUCAGUACACGUAAGCUCGAACUGAUGAAUCAGCAGAAAGACAGCCACCCCCACGACGACUUGCUCUCUCGGUUCAUGAAGAAGAAGGAAUCCUACUCUGACAAGUUCCUGCAACACGUGGCACUCAAUUUCAUCCUAGCUGGACGUGACACGUCAUCAGCUGCUCUGAGUUGGUUCUUCUGGUUGAUCAUCCAACAUCCGACGGUCGAAGAUGAAAUCUUAAAAGAAAUCUGCACUGUCCUGAUGGAGACACGUGGCGACGACGUGGCCAAAUGGGUUGACGAGCCACUGGCAUUUGAAGAAGUUGACCGGCUGGUUUAUCUGAAGGCGGCAUUGUCCGAAACUCUCCGGCUAUACCCGUCGGUGCCGGAGGACUCGAAGCACGUGGUCGCCGACGACGUCUUGCCGGACGGCACCUUCGUUCCGGCGGGCUCGUCGGUCACGUAUUCCAUAUACUCCGCCGGAAGAAUGAAGUCUACGUGGGGCGACGACUGUCUGGAAUUCCGGCCGGAGCGGUGGCUAUCGGCCGACGGGAAGCAGUUCCAAAUGCACGACCAGUUCAAGUUCGUGUCGUUCAACGCCGGUCCGAGGAUAUGUCUGGGGAGGGACUUGGCGUAUCUGCAGAUGAAGUCGAUCGCCGCCGCCGUGCUGCUGCGCCACCGCCUGACGGUGGUGCCCGGCCACCGGGUGGAGCAGAAGAUGUCGCUCACAUUGUUCAUGAAGUAUGGGCUCAAGGUUAACGUGCACCAAAGGGAUUUAACUGCUGCUCUGGACAAUGCCAGAGAAUCUGGUGGCAAGUGUUAUAAGAGCGGCGCCGGAUUGGGUGGGGAUACGACAGUCGGAGGUGCCUAAAGGCCCGCGGGCGGCGGUGGUUGGUGGUUGGUUUUGUGGAUAGAGCCAUUUACUAUUCAAAACACAGGUUGACUGGCUGGCUGCUGUCUGGUUAUGGUUAUAGAUGCAUUCCAUUUCAUUCAUUAUUAAGAGAGAUGCAGAGUUGGUGAAGAACAGAGAGAGAGAGAGAGAUUACUUUGGUAAAUUCUGGCUUCUUUUGGCCGACGGUAAAGUGGCUCUUUUUUUCUCUGCUUUUUGCACAAAAAUCCUUUUUGUCUAUAAUGCUCGGAUUUUCUAUUUAUUUGAUCCAGUGUAAUUUGGUACUUUUCUCAUUAAUAAUAGGUUCAAUGAUGAAGUUACUUCCUUUUUCCAAUAAAAUUAUUAUUAUUGGUCUUCUCUGUAAUGGCAGCCUAGAUGUUGCUUCCAUUUUAGCUCUCUUCUUUCAUUGUUUUAGGCUCUGC